Messenger RNA from Bacillus rossius redtenbacheri, 3241 nucleotides. RefSeq names its product transmembrane protein 151B-like. NCBI's taxonomy places the organism in Eukaryota, Metazoa, Arthropoda, Insecta, Phasmatodea, Bacillidae. The record is from RefSeq and is a predicted model, not a curated record. The transcript is spliced from 5 exons. Bases 1 to 1935 code for a protein of 644 amino acids.
AUGUGUCACUCGCUCGUGUUGCAGCAGCGGCCGAUACAGCAGACUGUGUGCGGGGCACUGCAGAGGGAGACCAACUGGAAGUGCCUUAUCCUCACCCUGCUCAUGUGUCACUCGCUCGUGUUGCAGCAGCGGCCGAUACAGCAGACUGUGUGCGGGGCACUGCAGAGGGAGACCAACUGGAAGUGCCUUAUCCUCACCCUGCUCAUGUGUCACUCGCUCGUGUUGCAGCAGCGGCCGAUACAGCAGACUGUGUGCGGGGCACUGCAGAGGGAGACCAACUGGAAGUGCCUUAUCCUCACCCUGCUCAUGUGUCACUCGCUCGUGUUGCAGCAGCGGCCGAUACAGCAGACUGUGUGCGGGGCACUGCAGAGGGAGACCAACUGGAAGUGCCUUAUCCUCACCCUGCUCAUGUGUCACUCGCUCGUGUUGCAGCAGCGGCCGAUACAGCAGACUGUGUGCGGGGCACUGCAGAGGGAGACCAACUGGAAGUGCCUUAUCCUCACCCUGCUCAUCUACGGCUGCUUGGGCGCCGUCGCUUGGUGCCGUGUGGCCGAGGUGACCAAGGUGGUGAUCAACUUCUCGCUGUACCCCAUCAAGUCGACGCGCCAGAUGUCGCCGUGCGACGACGGCUACGUCUACAUCCCGGUGGCCUUCAUGCUGAUGCUGUACCUGGUGUACCUGGUGGAGUGCUGGCACUGCACCGCGCGCAUCGAGCUGGGCUACCGCGUGGACGCGCGCUCCGUGCUGGAGAAGGUGCGCCAGAUGCGCGAGGCGCUGCCCAUCGUGUGGUGGAAGGCGGUGUGCUACCACUACGUGCGGCGCAAGCGCCAGGUGACGCGCUACCGCAACGGGGACGCCUACACCACCACCCAGGUGUACUACGAGCGGGUCAACUCGCACGCCGCCGGGUCCUGCUUCGUGUUCGCCUGCUGCGGCGUCAAGGACGUCUCCCGGGAGCUGGCCCUCGACCUCAAGGGCCCCAUCACCAAGAUACGCUUCAGCAAGGGGUUCGCCUUCUCGAACCUGGAGGCCGCGGCGGAGUUCGAGGACCAGCGCGCCAGGUUCUUCUCGGAGCACGAGCGCUACGACGACUACAUGGAGAUGCGCGAGGGCCUCGACCUGUCCAACGUGUGCCACUUCAAGGAGUACGUGGUGGCGUACAGCGACCCCGACCGCCUGCCCUGGUACUCGCGGCAGGCCGUGUUCUGGGCCUGCAGCCUGCUGCUGCUCUCCUGGCCGCUGCGCAUGGUCAUCGAGUGCAACACCUCCUACGUGCACUACCAGGUGACGAAGCUGUUCGGCGUGAACUACGACGCCUCGUCGCCCCGCACCCCGGACGCCGCGACGACGACGGCCACGGCUCCCGCCCAGACGAACUGCGACUCGUCGCGCGGCGAGCUGUCGCACGACAGCACCAUAGACAGCGGCGACCUGGAGGCCUGCAUCCGCGACGACAACCACGCCGUCGCGCCCAGCUACUCCGAGUCGCUGCUGAUGGAGGCGGCGCGCUGGCCCGGGGAUACCGACGGCAACGCCAACCUUCCGUCGGCGGAGUCUUCGUACAGCGUGCGUGCGGCGGCGGCGGGGGCGGGGGCCAGGCGCUCCUGGGGCGGGUCCUCCUCGUCGCGCGUGUCGGCGCAGGGCGCCCGACUGGUGUUCCUGCCCGGCCCGCUGGCGGACAGCUCUCCCCGGGACCCCUUGCGGGGUCGCGGAGCCACCACCCCCGCCGACGAUCCGCCCGCCUACGAGGACGCCCUGCGUCUCCCGGCGCUGACCCGCCUGCGCCGCUCGCUGACGGCCCGCGGAGACAUCUGCCGGCGGGAGUCCGCCGACACCACCGAGGUGGUGGUCGUGUCUGACCCGGAGCGCGUGAGGCUGCAGCCCAGGUCCGGCCGCCUCUGCAGACAGCUCGUCACCAUGGAGACCAGCUUAUAGCAGAGCUGGCCCGCUGCUUCCCCUGGACAGCUGCCCCCCCUCCACUUGCCUCCGAUGCUCGCAGUUACAUUUCAAAAAAGGACAGCUGCCCCAGGCCGGGCUGUGUUGACCCCGCGUCUGGUCUCCGCUCCGAGGAACCUCCGCCUAUUGCUCCCCGUUGCAACAACGUUCCUUUUCAAAUUGGCAAAAUUCUAGUUUACAGGCUUCUGCCAAAAAGAAAAAAAAACUCAAGACAUUCUAGAUCUUCCUUCUGGGGUUGUUUUUUUUUACGACAGAAAACUAAUUUUUUAUUGCAAUAAAUGUUCGCAGGCUUUCGCGGGCCAUUUUGUCUUGAAGUAGCUUGGCUUUCUGGGUUGUUGUAGCCGCGUUCUUUGGCGGAAUGAUUCACCGCGGCGUUUCGGUUCGAGAAUGCAGUCGCCGUCAUAUCGGGCGAUUUCGACCGAAACGUCGGCGAAUCAUUCGCCAAGGACGCGGUUACAAUCCCAGAAGCCGAGCUACUGAUUUUAUUGCAGUUCGAUCGUUUAAAAAAAAUUUAUUGAUGUCAAUAUAUAUCAUUAUCGCCAAGUUGUGUGUGAGUUUUUGUGUUCUGGUACUACGUUAUAAAUAAUGAAGAUAGUUUCGUAUUUAAACUAACGGGUGUUUUUUUUUUUUUUUUCGUGUGUGCAACAGUACAGACAGGUUAAUGUUGGUAGCUUGUUAAGUAAUGCGGGUGCCACGGUGCAUGUGUGUUACUGUACUUUCAAACAGCUUGCUUCAGCAAUGACAGGGACUGUACAUUCGAAGGAAUGUGGCAGGUAUCCAGUGAUGUGGGGUAAAGGCCAUCAAAAAAACGAGAAAAAUAUUUAUUUGAAAAUUGCAGCAAGUAUCAUUGUUAGCUCACUUGAUACCUGUUGAUACAGUUGCAAUCGCGAACACCCAUUAGAUUAUGUACGAAACUGUUUUCAUUAUUAAAAUACCAGACUUCACACAAGUAGUGCUGAUGAUAAGCUGACAUGAAUCCACCAUUUCACAUAUAAAUGUUUUGCAAAUCAUUACAAUGUAACAAUCUCCUGUCACUAAAUUAACACCACAAAGUAAUUAGAACCAAAAAGAAUACUUUUUUUAAUAAGUCUCUAAACUAGAAUGCUACCUCACUAAAAGCCACCACAAUUUUCGCUAUGGCCAUGUUAAAGAAGUAGGUAUAUGAUCUCAAAAAUGGUACUGCAGCAGUUUUUUGGGCUUUACUUUCGGGGUGUUUCCAUAGAGCCGUCAAUAUUGUUAACAGGAACAUUCGGAAUGAGACACAAUGCAUUAGUGACUUAUUAAU